ACCCUUCCGGUAUGUACCCAUUUCCGAAUCAGAUCCAGCCCCAGAUUCACCAUCCAAACGUCAUUCACUUCAUAGGAGCCGGAUAUGAUCUGCUGAAGGGUAACCCUGAUGGUGGUUUCUGGGACAAAGCCGGGGACGACCCUGGUUUAAAAAUAACACAGAAAAUUUUCUACGUUACACAAAGUCUAACAGGAACUCCCCCUCAAAUUGAGCUUGAACACCGGGAUAGCUGUUUUAAAUCGCAUGAGUACAAUCUCAUUUACAAUACUAAAUCUUACCAGGAUAGACUCCGCGAAGCUGUGACGUCAUCAGGGGAUGCAGAAGGUGGGCUUUCAGAGUACGCCUUUACUCUUAGCUCAGGCUAUAAGGCCAUCGCCGUGCAGACUGCUCGACACAAUUACAUUUUCCAGGACUACACUUCUUUCUGCAAUAUGGGGCAUGCGCGGUUGAAGCUUCAUCUUGCCCAAUCAGCUCAUAUGUCCGUAACGAACGAAUUUGCUGCCGCCACGUGCCAGCUUCCAACGACGUAUGACCAGGACGCUUACGUCAAGUUCAUACAGGAGUGGGGAACGCACGUGAUCACCGAAGUUGAAGUCGGUAAGAAGCUGACGUACAGGUACCAAACAACACUCAGCCAGUACAUAAACUUCAUCGUCAACAACGCUAGUGACGAGAUUUCGAUCGGAGGACCAAUGAACGGCUUCGACGCAUCGCUUGGUGUUGAUAUGGAAUCCUUCAAAUAUAGAAAUGAAUAUCGCGCCUUGGUUGGUAAAUAUCACGACACACUUGGAGCCGGAGAUAUGAUGUAUAACGACGAGAUCGAGCUUGUUCUUCUUACGCUAGAUGGCGCCUUAAAACCGGAAGUAUGGACGAACUUCGAAUAUUAUGUACAGCAAGGUGUUUGCUCACAGGAGCAGGGCACCAGUCUGAGUAAAUGGAGAGCCAACAUUCUGAAGGCGCUCGCAGUUUAUCCUAGAGUCGUCGGAGCCUCCACACCCACAGACUCUCCUCUCGCCAUACCUAUCACUUGGCCAAGUGGAACAUACGGGCUUCCAAAACCGAUUUCGGAUUGUCCCGGUCACUUCAACUGGACAGAGGGGUACCGAAAGGAAAACACGGAAACCACUAACCCAAACAACACCUGGUCAGCAGAUAAUCAUUUUGCGGGAGCGCUGACGCCAUCGUCUAUAACCUUUGACUUCUGCAUGAAACCUCUCGCCAACCAAUCACCGUACAGUAUAAACUGGACCAAGGGAGACUACUGUAUUUAUAAAUACGGAUCUUGCCCGUUUGGGUUCAUGGCAGGAACUAUCCAUUUUGACGACGAGAAUACAAAUAACCAAAAUUCCCUGGGCGGCGAUUAUCCGGACGGAACAUACAGCAUGGAUACAACAUAUAGCUACUGCUGUAGAUCCGAUGGUUCGUACGUGAACCCUAUCAUUCUACCAACCGAUAAACCAUUCUACUUGUUCAAAAACAAACGUGGUUGCCAGCACGUGCAUGGCAUGGUUGCUAAGGAGGAAUACGUACGCCUUGACAACGAAGAUAUGCCUACCUCCAGUUAUGGUCAGUCAUCAGCAGGCUAUGGUCCUCACCCUGCCGUAGACAUUGUUCGUUACCAUGACACCACUUCCACUCUUCACUUCUGCUACUACUCAAAAGCCGCCGGGGGGCCGGGACAGGGGCCUUUGGUGGGGUGAGGUCUGAGGAACGGUCCGAUAAAUUGUCGACAAACGAUAAUAUAGCUUAAAAUGGUACAGAGGUUUACCAGGUUUGUGCUCUCGAAAAAUAUUGUUUCUGUUUAAAUGUUUAAAUGUUGUCUAUUGCAAGUAACAGUUCUCA
Mizuhopecten yessoensis (Yesso scallop) is the source of this 1842-nucleotide messenger RNA. RefSeq lists its product as uncharacterized. Gene Ontology annotation, cellular component: membrane. The record is from RefSeq and is a predicted model, not a curated record. Lineage: Eukaryota; Metazoa; Mollusca; Bivalvia; Pectinida; Pectinidae. The coding region runs from base 12 to 1700 and encodes 562 amino acids. The transcript is spliced from 12 exons. Gene Ontology annotation, molecular function: wide pore channel activity.